AAUGUUAGAGGUAUUAUACUAAAAACUAUGGAGUUAUUAGGAUAAAAUGAGUGAGAAUAUCAUAAGUUGGAUUAAUUAAGGAACUGCUUUUAUAGUAUAUAAUUAAGAUUUGUUGGAAAAAAAUGUUUUAUAAAAUUUUUUUAAACAUAGUAAUUAUUCUAGUUUUGUCAGGUAAGUAUUAAAACUAAAUCUAGAUAAUUAAAUCUCUAUAAUUUUAAGAAGGUUAAAUCUAAUGAAGGAUUCAUUUUUAAGCAUAAUUUUUUUCGAAAAGGAACUAAGUAUUGAGUCAAUAAUAAUUAAUAGAUAGAUGCUACGAUAUAUUAAAAAAAAAAAUCAAGAAGAUUAGCCUAUUCCAUCCGCUAUAUAAGAAGAACGAGGUAAAUGUGUAAUAAUCUUUAACUUUAGCAUUUCAUAUAUAAGAGGAAUAAAAUCUAUUUAAAGAGUGUGCUAUUGAUAUAAAAUAAACAAAUAAUAAAUUAAAGGAAGAUAUGAAGUUAUUACAAGAGACUUCUUCAUAUUUAAUAGAUUAAAUGUAAAAUUUAAAUUAUGUAAUAAAUGAUUACAUAUUCUAAGUAUAUUUAUAAUCAAAAUGUUGAUAUUGAACAAAAAUUUAAGUAAGUAGGAUAGAUGUUAUAAGCUAUUAAUGAAGAACUUAAAUCAGAAAGUAAAUUUUACAUUUUUAUUAUUUAGAAUAAAGUGAUUCACAUACUAUAAACUAGACUAUAGUGAGAAAGGAAGAGUUUUAUUAAGAUUCUAAGGUUGGAUCUCCUAAUCCAUAUGUUGAUUAUAAUAGUAUAGCUUUGAAUCCUUUGGAUUAUGAAUGCUUUAUUGACUCGUUCUUAUGAC
This is a messenger RNA of Paramecium pentaurelia, 846 nucleotides long. Lineage: Eukaryota; Ciliophora; Oligohymenophorea; Peniculida; Parameciidae. The record is from the annotation of a GenBank genome assembly.